This is a messenger RNA of Cajanus cajan (pigeon pea), 1089 nucleotides long. RefSeq lists its product as uncharacterized. The record is from RefSeq and is a predicted model, not a curated record. NCBI's taxonomy places the organism in Eukaryota, Viridiplantae, Streptophyta, Magnoliopsida, Fabales, Fabaceae. Gene Ontology annotation, molecular function: catalytic activity.
UAAGGAGAAUGUGUGCAUAGUGAAGUAAAGGAAGAUGGAGAAAGUGAAGGUGCUCCGGCGACUAUUGGAGACUCCGGGGGUUCACCAGGGCCCUGCAUGUUACGACGCUCUCGGCGCCAAGCUCAUAGAAGCCGCCGGCUUCCCUUACUGCAUCACCAGUGGCUUCUCCAUUGCCGCUUCCAGGUUGGCUCUUCCCGACACUGGACUCCUCUCCUACGCCGAAAUGCUCGAUCAGGGCCGACUCAUCACCCAAGCCGUCUCCAUUCCCGUCAUUGGCGACGCCGACAACGGCUACGGCAACGCCAUGAACCUCAAGCGAACCGUCAAGGGUUUCAUCGCCGCCGGUUUCGCCGGUAUCCUUCUCGAAGACCAGGUGGCGCCGAAAGCGUGUGGACACACGCGAGGAAGGAAGGUGUUGCCGAGAGAUGAGGCGGUGAUGAAGAUUAGGGCGGCGAUUGAUGCAAGAAAAGAGAGCGGUUGUGAUAUUGUGAUUGUGGCGCGUACGGAUGCUCGGCAAGCUGUGUCGUUGGAGGAAGCGUUGAUCCGAUGCAGGGCCUUUGCGGAUGCUGGAGCCGAUGUUCUUUUCAUCGAUGCACUUGCUUCCGUGGAAGAGAUGAAGGCUUUAUGUCAAGUUUCUCCCCAUGUUCCAAAACUGGCUAAUAUGCUUGAAGGAGGAGGCAAAACGCCUUUACUUAAUCCCAAGGAGCUUCAAGAAGUUGGUUAUAAACUUGCUGUUUAUCCACUUUCUUUGGUUGGGGUUUCCAUACGGGCAAUGCAGGAUGCACUUUCUGCUAUUAAAGGAGGCGGUAUCCCUCCUCCAGGAAGCAUGCCAUCUUUUGAAGAAAUUAAGGACAUCGUAGGUUUCAACUCUUAUUAUGAAGAAGAGGAGCGUUAUUCUACAAGCACCAAUAAGUAAACAGCAACCAACCCUUUUACCCAGUUCAUUGUAUUCUAGUGUCAUCAGAUGCUUCUCCAACUACUUUUAUUUUUGCUGUCUUUAGAAUGGAACUUCUAAUCUUAAGGAUAUGUUCCAGUUCGAUAUCUAUCUGGUUAGUAUUUUAUCAAAAUAAUCUAAAUCCGUCUAAGUAA